AUGUCGAUCUCCUCAAGGGGGCCGUACGGCUACUCGAAGAUGGAGAAGGAAGACCCGGAGGAGGCGAGCCACCGGAGGGCUCAGUUCUUGAUCUACAAGGCGUUGGAGAGAGCCGACUGCGAGUCUGCUCAAGCGAGGCGGCCGUCCUUCUUGCGGAUCAGGUUCUGCAGGCUCAAGAUGAGGGUCGGCAAGAGGUUGAAGAGGAUGAGGAAGGGCAUGCUGCUGACGCUCUCUCAGUCCAGGGUCGGUGCUUACAAGCAGAAGAUCGUGAAGCAGAUAAAGAGGAGCUGCCUGCGCUUGUUCAGACUCGGAGAGAGCACCAAGCCCAGCAUUCCACAUUUGCUCAUAUGA
Molecule: messenger RNA, 351 nt
Organism: Eucalyptus grandis
Lineage: Eukaryota; Viridiplantae; Streptophyta; Magnoliopsida; Myrtales; Myrtaceae
Exons: 1
Coding region: 1-351 (116 amino acids)
Source: RefSeq, a predicted model, not a curated record